Molecule: messenger RNA, 2001 nt
Organism: Manihot esculenta (cassava)
Lineage: Eukaryota; Viridiplantae; Streptophyta; Magnoliopsida; Malpighiales; Euphorbiaceae
Product: polygalacturonase At1g48100
Exons: 7
Coding region: 111-1670 (519 amino acids)
Biological process (GO): carbohydrate metabolic process
Molecular function (GO): polygalacturonase activity
Source: RefSeq, a predicted model, not a curated record
UAGAGUGUUUUCCCUAUAUAAACUCAACCUUCACUUAUUUCUGGCAGUCUCAAGAAGUCUCUUGUUUCUCAAACCUCUCUCUCUCUCCCUCUCACAUAUCUACACUGAAAAUGAGUGGCUUUAGUUUUAGAAGACUCUCAUUCAUGCUCUGCAUUGCUUUUCUAGUAUGGUGUUCAAGUCUUGAUGCUUGCAUGGCUAGGAGAGGCAAGCAUUGGAGGCAAAACAGAGCUACCUCUGCUUCUCUGUAUAAGAAGAAAGGGAAAUCUCAUGGCAGCAGCCACCACAACCACAAUGGAGGAUCAAAACCAAAAACAAAACCAAAAAUUCCAUCACAUAAAGCACCAUUGCCUCCUCCUCCUUCACCGCCACCAAAAGAAGACGCGCCGCCAUCAAGCUCACCAACCAAAGGCUCUGCAACCUUUAAUGUGCUUGACUUUGGAGCUAAGGGAGAUGGAAAGAGUGAUGAUACAAAGGCAUUCCAAUCCGCAUGGGCAGCUGCUUGUAAGGUGGAGGCAUCAACGGUGCUCGUUCCAUCAAAAUAUGUAUUCCUUGUGGGACCUGUUUCUUUCUCUGGUCCAUACUGUCAAGCAAACAUUGUAUUUCAGCUGGAUGGCACAAUGGUUGCUCCAACAAACUCCAAUAUCUGGGGCAAAGGUCUUCUGUGGUGGAUUGAAUUCACGAAGCUUAAAGGUAUUACAGUUCAAGGAACAGGCACCAUUGAUGGGAGUGGUUCAGUAUGGUGGCAAGAUUACCCAUUUGAUGAUCCUUUAGAUGAUGAGACAAAACUCAUUAUCCCACUAAACAACACAGUAGAAGAACACCCACCAAUACCGAUAAGAAAUGAAUUCAGUAAGAAAAUGCCAAGCAUCAAGCCUACAGCAUUAAGAUUUUAUGGAAGUUUCAAUGCUACGGUAUCAGGCAUUACAAUUCAAAACAGUCCCCAGUGCCAUCUCAAGUUCGACAACUGCAUGGGAGUGGUGGUACAUGAUAUAAGCAUCUCAUCACCCGGUGACAGUCCUAAUACGGAUGGAAUCCACCUACAGAACACCAAAGAUGUGCUAGUUCACAGCAGUAAUCUUGCUUGCGGAGAUGACUGCAUUUCCAUACAGACUGGAUGCUCAAAUGUAUACGUACACAAUGUGAAUUGUGGGCCAGGACAUGGAAUCAGCAUUGGAAGUCUGGGAAAGGAUAAUACCAAAGCCUGUGUCUCCAACAUCACUGUUCGAGAUGUCAUGAUGCACAAUACAAUGACUGGGGUUAGAAUUAAGACAUGGCAGGGUGGAUCAGGCUCGGUACAGGGGGUACUCUUCUCGAACAUUCAAGUUUCUGAGGUUCAACUUCCAAUUGUUAUUGACCAAUUCUAUUGCGACAAAAGAACAUGCAAAAACCAAACGUCAGCUGUGGCUCUAUCAGGAAUCAAUUAUGAAAAAAUUAGAGGGACAUACACAGUAAAGCCUGUACACUUUGCCUGCAGUGAUGCCCUGCCAUGUCUAGACGUAAGCCUAACCACCAUAGAGCUAAAACCAUUGCAAGAACACUAUCAUAUGUAUGAUCCCUUCUGUUGGCAAACUUUUGGAGAGUUGAAUACUCCUACUACCCCUCCAAUUGACUGUCUACAGAUUGGUAAGCCAUCAAGCAACCGGCCUCAGUCAGAUCAUGAUGCCUGCUGAGCUUCACACUUUCACCCACUUUAUUAUGGUGUAUUGACUUGUGUGGUCGGCAUGAUUUCCCAACCCCUAUCACACCAUUGCUUAUUAGGUAAAGGAUAUAUAUAUAAUUUAGGCAGUCCUAUUUUAAAAGAAUUCUUCUUCAGCAGGAUUACAUUGAAUACGAUUGUGUGAGUGUACAGGCAGUAUUAUGAGUUAGAGUCUGAUAGUAGAGUAUUAGGUAGUCUUGUUUCCCAUAAUGGAUUGUUUAGUUGUGAGAGAGUAUACUAAGUGCUUGAUUGCUGGGUGUGCAAUAAAUAAUUAUCAUCAAUGAAAAUUCGAAAUUUCAAUGUCA